AUGGAGUCCAGAGGAUCAAUUUUAAUUAAGCUUCUCUUGCUUCUUCAGUUAUCAGUUCUAUGUCUUUCACAACAAGAUUUUGAUUUCUUCUACCUUGUUCAGCAGUGGCCAGGAUCAUUCUGUGACUCAAAGAAGAGUUGUUGCUAUCCAACAACUGGUAAACCUGCUGCAGAUUUCAGUAUUCAUGGUUUAUGGCCUAAUUACAAAGAUGGUACUUAUCCAUCUAACUGUGAUCCGAAUAGCCCUUUUGACCAAUCCGAGAUAUCUGAUCUCACAAGUAGUUUACAAAAGAACUGGCCCACACUUGCAUGCCCUAGUGGUGAUGGAAUUAAGUUUUGGACACAUGAAUGGGAAAAACAUGGAACUUGCUCAGAAUCAAGCCUUAAACAGCAUGAUUAUUUUGAAACAACUCUCAACUUGAAACAAAAAUCCAACCUCCUUGAAGCUCUUACAAGUUCAGGAAUACAAGCUGAUGGAAAUUCCUACAGUUUGAGCAGUAUCAGAGGAGCUAUAGAAAAGGGAGUUGGGUUUACUCCAUUUAUUGAAUGCAAUGUGGAUCCAUCUGGUAACAGCCAGCUAUAUCAAGUGUACUUGUGUGUGGAUACUUCUGGAUCAAACUUCAUUGAAUGUCCUGUGUUCCCCCGUGGAAAAUGUGGAUCUGAGAUUGAGUUCCCAACUUUUUAA
Messenger RNA from Vicia faba (fava bean), 684 nucleotides. Lineage: Eukaryota; Viridiplantae; Streptophyta; Magnoliopsida; Fabales; Fabaceae. The record is from the annotation of a GenBank genome assembly.